AUGGGUACCGUUCUGUCGUUAUCGCCGCCAUCUCGGCGACCUCUAGGCCAAAAUGUCAACAUCAACAACUAUAGUUACGAAGUACUCAACAACCAUAAGAAUGCGGCAAGUAUUAACAACAAUACUGGAAGCAGUAAAGAUAAAAGCUUCAAAAAGCACUCAAUAUUUCUCAGCGCUUUGAGCUGGAAAAAAUUCACCGUUAAUCCAAAGAAGAAAGAGAAGAAUCAGAUCAAACUAUCCAACUCUUCUUUCCUGAACGGCUCCAAGUUUGACAGCAACUGCAACAUUGAAAAUUUUAAUCUGAACAACAACUUUCAAAAAUCGGUGUCAUGCUACAAUCUAAAGGCCGCUACUGAAGUAUUUACAGAACCGGUGAAGCCAACGUCAUUCAAAAAGGUAGAAAAACCACCAAGUCCCAAGAGAACAGUGAUUCAAGCAUCUACAUCCGAGCUGCUGAAAUGCCUCGGAGAGUUCCUGAAGCGAAAAUGCAAGCGCCUUAAGAGGUUCGAAGCCUCAGACGCAAUUCUGUGGCUGAGGAGCGUAGACAGGUCUCUGCUUCUGCAAGGAUGGCAAGACAUCGCGUUCAUCAACCCUGCCAACGUCGUGUUCAUAUUUCUACUGGUGAAAGACCUGCCGUCCAAUGACAUUGCUCAUGAGCUAGACCUGCAGGCGUACGUGCUCACCUGCUUGUACCUCUCCUACUCCUACAUGGGCAAUGAGAUUAGCUACCCACUGAAGCCGUUUCUAGUUGAGGAGAACAAGGACCGUUUCUGGGACCGGUGUCUGAUUGUGGUCAACAAACAUAGCUCCAGUAUGCUCAGACUCAAUCGCGACCCUGGUUUUUUCACCGAUGUAUUUGGUGAGCUGAAAACCUACUCGCCCUGUAUAUAA
Messenger RNA from Candidula unifasciata, 891 nucleotides. Lineage: Eukaryota; Metazoa; Mollusca; Gastropoda; Stylommatophora; Geomitridae. The record is from the annotation of a GenBank genome assembly.